AGAGACUGUAUAUAAAGGCCGGAUGUGCUGCUCUUUUCAGAGCACUGAUCAGGGCUAGUGACUGACUGACGCUGCUGCAAAAACUCUACAGUCAGCUAAAUACAAACAGGUAAUAGAUACAGAGACAGUGUAACAGCAUGGCCACUGCAGCUGAAAAAGACACAGUAUGGAUCGGGUUCAUGGACAUCGUUCCAGUCAUCGGGACGGUAAAAGAGGCAGUGGAGCUGGUGCUGGCUCUGUAUGAAGGGAAUAAAGCAGUGAUAAAGGAGAAAGAGAAGGCCAUUGAAAACAUUCUGAAAGAGUCAUUAAAAAAACAUGAGAAGGAAAACUAUGUGAAAAAGUUGACUCUAGCUGAUAAACCAGCAGCAGCUGCAGAUGAAUUUUCUGGACUCAGAAAUGUGAGAGAGGUCAGAAAGGAAAUGAUUAUUGAGUAUAUGGCCAAAGGUUCCAAAAAGGGAACAAAACCUCCAACUUCAGCUGAGCAGAAAGAGAGACAGAAAAGAGUGGAGGCCAUUCAGAAAGACAUGUUAGAAAAGAUCCGUAUCAUCAAUCCAAACUUCAAUGAGGAGCUGAAGGAUGAACUGCGAAGGCCAAAAAGAGGGGAACAUGUCUUCAACAAUGACAUUCUUAAAUUUCAUUCCAAGGUGCUGACUGAGUUUAUACAAAGAUAUAGUAUUGCUAAUCGACGAGGAUAUAAUCAGCAGGCAAUGAAUGAAUUAGGCAGACACACACUUCCCCAAAAAACAGCAACAGAAAUUCAGACAAACAUGGUGGUUCACUUUGGUGAGGAUGAAUUCUACGUGAAUGCGAAUGCAGUGAUGUAUGGUGAAUAUUGCAGAGCACUGCGUGGUGCUUUGUUAGAUGUGCUGGGCAACAUAAACCCAGGUGACGUGGCAGAUGAGGAGAGACAACGGGUGAAUGAUGUCAUAGAUAAUAUGAAUAACCUUGCAAUCUAUGUGGACCAUCUGGCAAAGGUCAGGUGGAUUGGCAAUAAUGAGACUAGACGGGCCCGGUUUGAACAGGUAAGACGGGAAGUUGCGAACAUGUAUAACACAGAUCGUGGGUUUGAGUGGUGCAUUCGCAUUCUGAAUCAAGUUAGGACCUUUGUUUGAACAUAGACAGUGAGUUUAUUUCUCCUGUUCAGGGUUGCCAGGUUUCCUUUCAAAAUUUCCAGCUCAACUAUAUCCUAAAUCCCACACACCUGAAAUUUGCUUAAAAAGUUUGAUCACUGGAAGAAACAGACACCAGUUUUUUCUUUCCAAACAAAAGUUCACUGUGGUGCACACACAUUUGUAUAUCUGCAAUAUUUCCAACACACUUAGUGUUAGCGUUUUGUCAUCCAUUGCCUGUUAUGACUGUUAUCCUCUACAUAAUCUGUUUUUCCUCUUCCAACCUGUUCAGAAAUGGCACCGUACUCAGAUCUUGGCUUUUUUUUUUUUUUUUUUUUUUUACUUUCCCACAACCCCAAAAGGACUUGCCUUUUCUACCACAGCCUUGUUCCGAAACUGAAAAAUCUGACUUUGGCAACCCUGCUCCUCAAAAUGAUCCAUUUUACUC
Messenger RNA from Cyprinus carpio (common carp), 1557 nucleotides. RefSeq lists its product as uncharacterized. NCBI's taxonomy places the organism in Eukaryota, Metazoa, Chordata, Actinopteri, Cypriniformes, Cyprinidae. The coding region runs from base 138 to 1112 and encodes 324 amino acids. The transcript is spliced from 4 exons. The record is from RefSeq and is a predicted model, not a curated record.